This is a messenger RNA of Lynx canadensis (Canada lynx), 1143 nucleotides long. It is a transcript of the gene ZNF501, whose product is annotated as zinc finger protein 501. Bases 21 to 809 code for a protein of 262 amino acids. Gene Ontology annotation, molecular function: DNA-binding transcription factor activity, RNA polymerase II-specific; RNA polymerase II cis-regulatory region sequence-specific DNA binding. NCBI's taxonomy places the organism in Eukaryota, Metazoa, Chordata, Mammalia, Carnivora, Felidae. The record is from RefSeq and is a predicted model, not a curated record. The transcript has a single exon. Gene Ontology annotation, biological process: regulation of transcription by RNA polymerase II.
CCCGCCAAAUUUCACUGCAAAUGAACCAUCAGAAACUUAACAUGCAGAAGAAGCCUUCAAGGUGUAGUGAAUGUGGGAAAUUCUUUACUCAGAGGUCGUCUCUUACUCAGCACCAGAGGAUUCACACGGGAGAGAAGCCCUAUGUAUGUAGUGAAUGUGGAACUUGUUUCCGUAAACAGUCAAAUCUUACUCAACAUUUGAGAAUUCACACAGGAGAGAAACCUUAUAAAUGUAAUGAAUGUGAGAAAGCCUUUCAAACAAAAGCAAUCCUUGUUCAGCAUCUGAGAAUUCAUACUGGAGAGAAACCCUAUAAAUGCACUGAAUGUGGCAAAGCUUUUUGUCAGAGCCCUUCCCUUAUCAAACAUCUGCGCAUUCAUACUGGAGAGAAACCCUAUAAAUGCACUGAAUGUGGCAAAGCCUUCAGUCAGAGCAUUUGCCUUACUCGUCAUCAGAGAAGUCACUCUGGAGUUAAACCUUAUAAGUGUAAUGAAUGUGGGAAAGCCUUUAAUCAGAGUGCAUGCCUCAUGCAGCAUCAGAGAAUUCAUUCAGGAGAGAAGCCCUACACAUGUACUGAAUGUGGCAAAGCCUUCACUCAGAACUCUUCCCUUGUUGAACAUGAGAGAACUCACACUGGAGAGAAACUUUAUAAGUGUAGCGAGUGUGAAAAAACUUUCCGCAAGCAAGCACACCUUAGUGAACAUUACAGAAUCCAUACUGGAGAAAAACCUUAUGAGUGUGUUGAAUGUGGGAAAUCCUUCAGGCACAGCUCAGCACUUGUUCGACACCAGAGGCUUCAUGCUGGAGAAUAAAACUUGGGAUAUAAACCAUGUGGAAAGAUUUGUAUGAAAAUGCCACCCCCCUCCCCCCCAAAUUCUUAGAUAUUGAAGACUAAGUCUUCAGCUAGGAUGAAUGUUCUAUAUGUUGAGCAAGAGGCAGUGUGUCCUGAAAGUUAAGAAAAUAGAUCAGAAUUAGAUAGUCUUGAGUUUGAUGCCUUCUCUGCCACAUAAUGGGUGUACGACCUGAUUCUGAGCCUGCUUUCCCCAUCCUCAAAAGAAUAAUGACGAUGUUUACUAGGGUUAUCUUUAAAACUUUUUUUUUUUUAACGUUUAUUUAUUUUUGAGACAGAGAGAGACAGAGCAUGAA